AUGCACCCGGGCAUGAUCCAUAUCAUCCUCCCAAGCACAUGGACACGGAGAACAGCAACCACCCCCUACACAACCACAAUGACCUCCCGACUCGCUCCCGCACCGCCGCCGCAAUGGCUGGUCGAGCUCAGCGCGACACCGCCGACCAAGACCAAGAGCAACUUCGCCGAUCCCCCCGGCUUCACAGCACCCACCAGCGUGCAGAAGGGCAAAGCAAAGGACAAGACAGCAGCCCGCAAGCCCCCCUCGCCUGAGGAGAUGGACACACUCAAGCUCAAGAAAGCCUGGGAACUGGCGCUGGCUCCAGCGAAGCAGCUGCCCAUGAACGCCAUCGGCAUGUACAUGACGGGCAACAGCUUGCAGAUCUUCAGCAUCAUGAUGGUCUUCAUGCUGUUCAAGGGCCCCAUCCAGGCCAUCUUGAACCUUCAGAACACGUUUUCGAGGCUGGAGAGCGAUGGGAACAGGGAGCAGAUGAUUUUGGUGAAGCUGGCGUUCGUGGGCUGCAACAUUCUCGCGCUUGCGUUGGGGAUAUGGAAGGUCAAUGGGAUGGGCUUGUUACCAACGACAAGAUCAGACUGGCUGGCAUGGGAAAGCGCGAGAGAACCGCUGGAAAGAGCUUAUUUUGUGCCUUCAUAA
Molecule: messenger RNA, 636 nt
Organism: Fulvia fulva
Lineage: Eukaryota; Fungi; Ascomycota; Dothideomycetes; Mycosphaerellales; Mycosphaerellaceae
Product: ER membrane protein complex subunit 4
Exons: 2
Coding region: 1-636 (211 amino acids)
Biological process (GO): protein folding in endoplasmic reticulum
Cellular component (GO): EMC complex
Source: RefSeq, a predicted model, not a curated record